This is a messenger RNA of Oreochromis aureus, 1387 nucleotides long. RefSeq names its product SUMO1 activating enzyme subunit 1 (gene sae1). The record is from RefSeq and is a predicted model, not a curated record. Gene Ontology annotation, cellular component: SUMO activating enzyme complex; cytoplasm. The transcript is spliced from 9 exons. Bases 149 to 1186 code for a protein of 345 amino acids. Lineage: Eukaryota; Metazoa; Chordata; Actinopteri; Cichliformes; Cichlidae. Gene Ontology annotation, biological process: protein sumoylation. Gene Ontology annotation, molecular function: SUMO activating enzyme activity.
AAAAUCUAUUGUUUUGUUCUGUCGACGUCAUCAGCUAGCGCCUGUUCAGCGGGACCGUCGCGGCAUUUGAAACAGCUCCAUCUGUAGCUGCACAAAAUAUUCAUUUACCCCGGAUUUGCCUUCAUUGGAACGAACUGAACUGAUCGAUAUGAUCGAGAAGGAGGACCCGGUUAUUAGUGAGGAGGAAGCGGCACAGUACGACCGCCAGAUCCGACUGUGGGGGCUGGAUGCCCAGAAGAGGUUGCGAGGGUCUCGAGUGCUCCUGGCAGGUUUGGGUGGUCUCGGGGCUGAAGUGGCCAAGAACUUAAUCUUAGCUGGAGUUAAAGGACUCACCUUGCUGGACCAUGAACAGGUGUCGGAGGAGUCAUGCCGAGCUCAGUUCUUGGUUCCGGUCACAGCUCAGGGUCAGAAUCGUGCCAAGGCCUCUCUGGAGCGAGCGCAGAACCUCAACCCGAUGGUGGAAGUGCACGCCGAUCCAGACAGAAUCGAAGACAAACCAGACGACUUCUUCCUCCAGUUCGAUGCGGUGUGUCUGACAGGCUGCUCCAGAGACCUGAUGAUACGGGUUGACCAGCUCUGCUCCAAACACAAGAUCAAGGUCUUCUGUGGAGAUGUCUACGGUUACUACGGUUACAUGUUCUGCAACCUGGGCCAGGCACACAACUAUGUCGAGGAGAAACCCAAAGUAGUAAAACCCAGCGGUGAAUCCAACGACGGCCCGGAGGCAAAGAAAGCCAAAGUCGACCCCAACGAGACCACCAUGGUGAAAAAAACGGCCAGUUUUUGCACUCUGAAGGAGGCUCUGGAGGUUGACUGGACAAGCGAGAAGGCCAAAGCGGGUCUCAAGCGAACACCAGUGGACUACUUCCUGCUCCAAGUUCUGCUGAAGUUUCGUACCGACAAAGGCCGUGACCCCGACCCGCAGUCCUUUCCAGAAGACAGUCAACUCUUGAGGCAAAUCCGCGACGACGUCCUCGAGUCCCUGUCAUUGAACAGCGACCUUCUGAGUGACGACUUCAUCAGCUACUGCUUCUCUGAGAUGUCUCCAGUGUGUGCAGUCGUGGGAGGAGUUCUGGGACAGGAAGUUGUUAAGGCCCUCUCUCAGAGAGACGCUCCUCACCGCAACUUCUUCUUCUUCGACGGUCGUAAAGGCAAUGGCGUGGUGGACUACUUUGGACCAAACUGAACGUGUCAGGCUACGCCGGUUUACAGGCAAACUUCAGUUUGUCCUGUCUGAUUAUUUAUGGCAGCGCUUGUUCUACUCGUUCAGUUUCUUUUCUUUCUUUUUUUACAGUUGGAUCCAUUUCGCCCCAAAAUCUGAUACAAGAACAGCAGGAUGUUUUUUGUUUUUUUACAUUUGUUAAUAAAACAUUGUGUAGUAAAAUGU